Molecule: messenger RNA, 2007 nt
Organism: Verticillium alfalfae VaMs.102
Lineage: Eukaryota; Fungi; Ascomycota; Sordariomycetes; Glomerellales; Plectosphaerellaceae
Product: nitrogen assimilation transcription factor nirA
Exons: 4
Coding region: 1-2007 (668 amino acids)
Biological process (GO): DNA-templated transcription
Molecular function (GO): zinc ion binding; DNA binding
Source: RefSeq, a predicted model, not a curated record
AUGUCGUCUUCAGUGUCAGCUGGCAUCUCGUCUUCUGAGUUCGAUAAGCUGUGUUAUGAAUUUGAGGGCGCACUCAUCCUCGACGACUCGGGGGACAUCAAUUGUGAUGCCGAAGCCAGGUACUUUGGCCCGACAAGCGGGCGCCUCGAGCUGCCCGUCGCUCAGGAAAAGCCAGGUCAACUACUCAAGACACCAACAAAGCCGUUCGUCAGGGACAUCUCAAUGUUGAACGCCUACAUUGUUGACGACUCUCUCAUGCAGUUUCAGGAUCUUUACGUGCCAGUGCAACCGUCCCCCAGCAUCACCCCACCAUCGCUCACCAGCCGUUCCCCUGCAGCGCCGACGCCAGAGACCUUGACGUCUGACGAGCUUCAGUCCCAUCUGGUAGAUCUCUAUUUUGCGUGGGACAACCCGUGGCACAAUAUUCUGAACGAGGGUCGCUUUCGUCACGCCAUGAAGCACAACACCAAGUGCUUUAGCCUCGUACUCUUGAACUCCGUGCUCGCUAUGGGGUCUCGGUACUCGGACCGCGUCGAUGUUCGCUCGGAUCCAGCGGACGGGAACACGGCUGGUCAACCCUACCUGGAGAUGGCUGAAAGGUUGAUCCAGAAAGAACUCCAACACCCUCGGAUCGCCACGGUCCAAUCAUUAGCCAUCAUGGGGGUGCUAUACGCUGCCAUGGGGAGAGACGCCUGUGGCUAUUUGCACCAAGGCAUGGCCAACCGCCUGGCCCUCGAUAUGGGUCUCAACAUCGACCCGAUCACACUGACGGGUUCACAAUGCAUGUCAGAUGAGGAUGCAAACAGCCGGAGACAGCUGUACUGGGCGCUCUAUUGCUUGGAUAAGCAAUCUGCCAUAUAUACGGGACGCGUUUGCACCAUGCUGGUAGGUCGCAUGCCUUCGCCCCUUCGUGUCGCACGCGACGCUGGCGUACAGAACCCUAUACUGAACGAUACCAUGCAGGACUCGCAAGCCUGUGUUAAUUACCCCUCAGGGCCAGAACUGGAGAGUUCCCUACCAACCCUCAAACAACCAGCCUACAAAUCUCAUACUCCUCUGCUGCGAGCUCUCAGUACAUUGUCGCAGAUGCUGGAGAAGGUUUUGCUGCACCUGUACUCGCCAAGAAGAUCGAACCAGCAACCGAAACGAAUAGCAUUCUUUGACUGUUCCCGUUUGGCAAUGAGAACAUGGUACUACGCUUUACCGGCUGAGCUCAAAGUCGAACGCACCGACAACAAUAACUACCCAGCAGCAUACAUGCUCGGGAUGCUUUACCACACUUCCGUCAUCCUCCUUGCCAAACCUUUCUUGAAAGCCCUCGACAGUGCCAAUCCCACCAUUGGCAACUUCCAAACCAACACCUCGCCUCCGUUGCCUCAACUGUCGGACCAAGAACGUGAAGCCAUGCAUUUGAAAGCGAAAGUCCUCUGCGACGACGCUGCCAGAGAGAUCUGCGUUCUUGGAGCCAAGUAUCGCAAGGUUUUUGGUAGCUUCCGGAAAUGCCCGCCUACCGCGAACCACAGCAUCCUCCAGGCCGCCCUCGUGACGCUGCAGAUUCACACUCUGGCCGAUGACCAGGCAAACAAGAGGGGCAAGUUGUCGCUCGAAAACUAUCUUACAACUCUCAAAGAGCUCUCACAGUCAUGGAGCCCUCCGAGGCGAUAUUGGUCAAGCGUCUCAAGGCUUGUACAGGCUCGGCUGAGCGCGGCCACGGGUGCGGCAUCUGUCGCUCUCCUACAUACAACAGAAGACGCGAACCCUACACAGCACGGCGAGGGCGUGUCCUCGAAUGAGUUCAUGGCUGCGCAUGGGCCAUCCUACAACGGCGAUGAUGCGGAAAUGAUACAAAACUGGAUAGGUGCAUUUUAUGAGGAGGGUGGUCUCGAGGCGUACCUGAAUAGUGGACCUGGCGACACCGUGGAUGACCACCACAUGUUCAUGGACGUAUUGCACGAGAUGGGUCGCGAAUCAAACACGACUGAUUCGUCAAGAGACAACCAUCAAUAA